GGGCCAUCCGUCGUGUAGCUUUUUGUGCUUAAUACUCUGUUGUCGUGGUUUGGCAGGCCACUUAGUUUUGUGGCGAUGGGCCCGUUUGGCUGACAUUUUUGGAGCCUCCCGCCUGUAGCCACUAUAGUCACUUUAGUGCAACUGUUGGCGCAGUUUUGUGAGAUGGCGGAAACCCGACGGGUGCGACACCGUCGAAUGAUUGUGCUCUGGAUGGGUGUUCUUGUGGCAGCGCUAGCCACCCGGAACCGCGGAUCCAGUACCAAGCCUGCUUUCUCCCGUUUGACACAGACACCUGGUGGCACUCCCUACGAGAAGCUGUGGGAGAAUGGUGUUAGGUCGUUAGGGGAAUAUGACCGUGAAUCACGCACUCUAUUUUGCGGUUCCUAUGCCACCAAGGGGAUGACAGCUCCAGCCAACUCAAACUUAGUUUCUGACACAAUCAAAGACAAGAAAAUGUGCGAGGAGAUCCUAAAGCUGGCGGGCUUUCCUUUUUUGGAAAGCAUACUUUGGGCCACCCAGGAGGCAAAAUCUAUGAAGAACAGGCUGCCAUGGCGGGACUUAGCUGAAGAAACCAUAGGCCAAUUUGGAUUGCCAAUGGUGGUGAAGCCGGUUCGCGGAAGCGGUGGCAACGAUGUGAAACUAGCUCGGACCAAAGAAGAACUUUUCAAAAAUUGCAAGGAUUUGGCCGGAAAACCACAGCAGUUCGCCUUAUUGUUCCAGCCAUACUUCAAUGCAUCAUCGGAAGUCCGUGUCAUCGUGGGCACCCGUGUCCGGAACAAUGCUACUGGGUUGAAGGUGGAACCAGUUGUUCUUGGAGUGGUGAAAAAGACGCUUCCCAAAGUCACAGGUGAUGGCAGCAGCACCAUUUUGGAAUUGAUUGAUUCCAUGGACAUGAACGCUGGCAUUGAACACAUGCGAGAGGAAUUCAAGAAGCACAUGCAGUGUCAAGGCAUGCUGGACAUGAUACCUGGGGAGGGCACAGAUGUUGCUGUCUACUGGAAAUUCAACCAGGUGCAAGGUGGUGCAGCGGUUCCUAUGGAUUUGCUUGCUGAUGGCUGGGAAAGCUUGACGCAACUAGCUCUUAAAGCAGCGCGUGAAGUGACACUAGGCAUCGGAUCUGUUGACAUUCUUGUGUCUGAGGAAGGUGACGCCCGCAUUGUGGAGAUGAAUGAGUACGUUCUCACGGACCUCAUGGACAUCUUGCCUGAAGAAACUUUUAACAAGACGAUUGCAGACCAGAUUAGGGUGGCGCUGCAAAUCAACGAAGAGAUGUAUCGUUUGGCAGGUGAAGUCACCCAGAAGGAAGUCCAGAAGAUGACAUAUGACAAGCAACAACCCAUGAAUGCCGAAGUAGAAAGCCAAAAGGAGCGGACGUAUGAAGAAAAGUCCAGAAACCAGGUGGCAAUCCUCAAGGGAAUUGCAAAGAAACACAACAUGGAUUUGACACUCUUGUCUCAGGGAUUCGUGCAGUUUUUCAAAGAUAUAUCGGGAAUGAGUAUGCAAAGAAACCUCAAACAACAUGGUAGCCUCAAUACUCCAGCCACAAGUGACGUGACCUCAGACAAAGUCCGGACAGCCAAUUUGCUGGAAAAGGCGGGACUUCCUGUGGUGCCUCACAAAGAACCGCUUCUUGAAGAAGAUUUUGACGCUGCCUUGGCGGAAAUCGAGAGCCUUCAAGAAGGCGAUCCACAAGGGAGGGUGGUCAUCAAAGGCCGGUACGGAAGUGGUGGGAUCAGUUGCCGCCUUUGCUACGAACCGCUGAAGGUCAGCGAUGCACUGUUGGAGCUACACAACCCUUGCGUGUCUCCAUUCAUCAAGGAGGUGGUCAAAGAGUUCCGGGUUUUCACAAAUGGUGGUGUAGUGGCCGCGAUCUAUGCAAAAGAGUUUCCAUAUGUUGUCGGAGAUGGCGACAAGACCGUGAACCAGUUGCUGGAUGAAUACUGUGAAAAACGCGUGGGGGCGUUUCGAUACAAGGACAAACUCAAGAAAGAACUCAGAAAUGCAAGCGACAUCCCAGAGAAAUGUGAACAAGUUCCUUUGACAUGGAAGCUCAACCUGGCAUAUGGCUGUGAAGUCAGCCAGGUGUCGCUUGGCGAGGAACCGAAAGUUGAAGAGUUGGCAGCUUCUGCUUCGAAGACACUUCAGGUAAGUGGGGCAGUUGAUAUACUGCAACUAGCCAAUGGAAGCUUUGUAGUGAUGGAGGUCAACAGCAAUCCUGGUGUGGAUAACUUGAUCAGGUUGAAUACGCCAGUAGCUGAGUUUGUGUUAGAACUUCGUGUUUUGAUUGACCAGCGAAUUCGCCAGAUGUGGCUGCCGUCGGCGAUAAAAAAGAGAGCUCGCAAAUAAACAACAUGCAGCAUGCAGGUCUGGGACGUGGCAACCACAGCUACACUGCUCUCAUAAGCAUUUUUGCAUCGCUUAUGCCAACAGGCCUUGGCACAACAUUCAGAGGGAUGAUGCUGCUCAGAGGUAGCAACUUUUGAGAUUGCAAGUUGAGCACUGCAGGUUUGAGAUCGGACUC
Messenger RNA from Durusdinium trenchii, 2521 nucleotides. Lineage: Eukaryota; Dinophyceae; Suessiales; Symbiodiniaceae. The record is from the annotation of a GenBank genome assembly.